Molecule: messenger RNA, 3879 nt
Organism: Oncorhynchus mykiss (rainbow trout)
Lineage: Eukaryota; Metazoa; Chordata; Actinopteri; Salmoniformes; Salmonidae
Product: homeobox protein Hox-A7
Biological process (GO): regulation of transcription by RNA polymerase II; anterior/posterior pattern specification
Cellular component (GO): nucleus
Molecular function (GO): DNA-binding transcription factor activity, RNA polymerase II-specific; RNA polymerase II cis-regulatory region sequence-specific DNA binding
Source: RefSeq, a predicted model, not a curated record
UGUGUGUGUGUGUGUGUGAGUGAGUUAAUCCUGGGAAAUUCCAUGGUAACAGAGUGAUGCUGAGACUCAGAUUGUCCACUUAAAAAUGUCUAACAAAAAACAAUGAUUGCAAAGUUAAAUAAAUCAUACAACUCUAUACACAAUGGGUACUUUUAUACAUUUCCACAGUUUUUUGUUUGACAUACAUUUUAAAGUGAAAAUUCGGAGUCUCACCAUCACUCUGUUACAAUGGAAUGGCCCUCCUACUCUGCAGUCUGUGCAUUAUAAUGAAAUCUCUGGCCCCGCCGGUGAUUGGCUACAUCGGUCACAGGGCUGGAUCACGUGGGUGAGUUCUUUGGUCCUGGGGAAAAUGGGGUUUGGUGUAAAUCCAGGGUGUAUUGCUGUCAUAUAUCACACUACCUCGUAAAAACGACACUGAAGAUUCUGGCCCAACAAAUCACAGACAAAAAAUAUGAGUUCUUAUUAUGUGGAUGGUCUUUUUAACAAAUAUACGGCGAGCGGUUCUUUCUUCCCAAACGCAGACCUAGGUUCGUGCACUCUUGUACCCGAUGGAGAAGGACCCGCAUCUGCUCACAACGCCGCAGCCCCUGCCUUCCCACCGUCCCUGUCCGGACUUUACAACGUGAACAAUGCAAUCUACCAGAGCCACCCGAUGUUUAGCCCUGGUUAUGGCCAGGGGCCGGACAUUCGCAGUCUGCACUGCAGCUCCUUCGACCAGAGUCGUCUGUUCGGGGACAGCUGUGUCCAGCCGGGGCCCCUCACCUCGCCAGAGGACAAACACUACCGGAUGUACCCCUGGAUGAAAACAUCAGAUCCAAACCGAAAGCGUGGACGUCAGACCUACUCCCGGUACCAGACACUGGAGAUGGAGAAAGAAUUCCACUUCAACCGGUACCUGACCCGUCGUAGGCGCGUGGAGAUAGCACAAGUGCUCUGCCUGACCGAGCGCCAAAUCAAAAUAUGGUUCCAGAACCGGAGGAUGAAAUGGAAGAAAGAUCACAAGGACGAGUCCUCGAGCUCGACCCCCGGUGCCACCAGCGAGGACGUAAACGAGGAUGAUGACAGUGAUCCGGUAACCGACGGACAGUCCAAGGCCGAGGACGCCGAGGACGGAGAUUCUCAGUCCACCCGUGUUGCGUCAGAAACCCCUGCAAGAGGAGAUGGAGACAAGGAGGCGAUUAGAAACACUCCAUAAAUGUUCAUAUUGGUCACUAAGGAAAUGUUCUAGAUGCAGACUGUCACAGAAUCGAUACACUCUGUUCGAUCAGAGCUUAGAAGCCUGAUUGAGGAAACGACUUGCAGAGCUGAAAUUGAGACGCACUAAUUUAAUAUAUACAAGCUAGUGAAAACACUGGCUAUAGCUAUAAAAAUGAAUAUAGCUAAAGGGAGAUGAAAGGGAACGGAUACUACCUAUUUACUCUACGCUAUUACUAUGAAAACUCAAUUUGAUCUUUGAAUGUAGAACAAGUCUACUGUAAAUGUUAUACAAUAUUUAAUGUUAAUCGUUGGGAACUAUUAGAUAUUUUACUACUGAAAUAACAUUCCUGAACAGAGAACUACCUAAGGCGACAGUUGCAUUCAUGCAAAGAAUUUACCUCCAGUUUCAAUUGACUUCGAGGAACCUUUUUCGCACUCUUUUUGUCUCUAUUUCAAAGCGAAAUAAAUGCAAAUGUUGAAUCAUCUGGUGAAUAUGGCUUUAACGUUUAACUGUAGCUUAUGAACGUUGUAUUGCGCUGCUGUCUGUUAUCAUGUCUAAUGUUGUGAGAGCUUGUCUUUUGGGGUCGAGAUUUGUAGAGAUUUGAAUAGAUAUUUGCAUGAUUUCCAAACAGCAAUCAAAAAAAUGAAUUGUCCAAUUUGUAUACCCUACCUCAGAUUUUAUUUCAGAGACUAAACCUAUAGCCUACUACUGUCUCACUGAAUUUCAACACUGCCUAAGAAGGACUUAUAAACACUGUAUUGUAACGUCGUGUUGCUAUUGUAUUUUCUCCUUUUUUUGCUUUCAAUUAUUCUAACUAGCUAUAGCCUAGGGUCAAUAUCACUGUUAUGGACGUGAGUGUGUCUGCUUGCACGUGUAAGUAUGUAAGUUAGGGAAUUUGUGUGUUUGUUUUAUUUGAAUCUAGGCUAUAGAAGAGAAGCGGUCCAAUGCUCAGAAAUGAGCAUUUGUUUUGCAAUGUGACUGCAUUCGACACUCACCGCUUUCCCUCUGCGGUAUUCAUAUUGUGACAUUGUGUAAGAUGCAAUAGUAAUCGAAUAAAAACAAGACCAUUCGGUUUGAAAAAUAGCUUCGUAACGAAUUUCCUGUAAGCCAACCAUACAUUGAUGAAAUCUUUAGCCAAAACGUUAUGAAAUUCAACUUACAUGCCAAAAUCGAUGGUACUACCCACCCUACAUUAGGCAUGAGUGACCUUUUCACGUUCAUUUAGUUAUUCUAACAUUUUAACAUUUAAACCAUUUGUUUUUAUAUGACAAGAAAUACUGAGCCUACAAAUACGCUAUUACAUAAGAACACAGUGGCCUAUUUUAACAUAGUCUAUUUAGCACGAAAAGUGGGAAAAAAAUAGAUUAAACCAAUGCAACAUUUGCUUAAUAAAGAGACUAAAGUAUGUUAACUAUGAGGACACAGACUGUACAGGCUGUGUGUGUGUGUGUGUGUGUGUAGCCUAUUGUGAAGGGGAAAUGACUGCAUUCCCCCUCCUUUCGGUAAAAUGGCGCCCAAGUUCUGACCUGCCCCGUCCUCUCCCUCUCUGUUUCUUCCCCUCUCUCCUCCUGUCGCUCUCUCACUGGGUCAUAAAUCCGUUGUUGUUUAUGAAAAUUUACAACAUUGCAAUGCAACUUUACGAGGCUCCUCGGCUCCCCAUUGGUCGCCGCUGGUCAUAUGGCAUGGAGCCGUGAACAUGAACUUUUUAUACAUAAUUUCCUUUUCCAGAAUAGAACCGCACUCAUUUAAAAGCCUGUGUCUGCCAUCCAACCCUUUCUGUAACGUAAAAGCUUUCGCUCUUCCAUUUCUUUUCGUCGUGGGUAACGCUGUUUUGCUUUUUAGUUGUUGUUUAACACGCAGUGCAAGGAGCAGUUCCCUUCUCAUGGAACCGGACGGUUUGGAUUCAUUACCGGGGUCCUCGUGACGGUUUGGCACAUUGGACGGGUUGAGUGCGUCGUUGCCUGAUCCCGGGAGCGUUUGGAUUUGUCCAGGAUCCAGCUGUCAGAACAGGGGAUCUGGUCGCUUUGCGCCAGCAGCACUUGUCCGUCCUCUCCCUGUGACAUCACCACACACCAUGAGACCCGAACGUCUCACAAUACGACAGUCUGACCGGACCAGAGGGGAAGAGGGCGAGGACAGCCUACACGCGUUACCAGACACUGGAGCUCGAGAAAGAGUUUCACUUCAACCGUUAUCUGACCCGCAGACGGAGGAUCGAGAUAGCGCACGCGCUCUGCCUAUCAGAACGCCAGAUCAAAAUCUGGUUCCAGAACCGGAGGAUGAAGUGGAAAAAGGACAACAAACUAAAAAGCAUGAGCAUGGCAGCGGCAGGGGGUAUAGGUUACCACCAUCCCUGAUACUCGGUUCCCCGAUGAGCACUAAUAAAAUAAUACAAAGCUUAGGAAAACUUCCCAUCAUGUCAAAAGCCCAAGAGACUUUCCGAGGGCUUCUUAGGACAGUGAACAUCCACGUGUCCAUGCAAGCUCCAGCCUUUAAAAAUAAUUUCCUCCUUAUUUAUUUUAUUUUGACCAUGAUAAUGCUUGUGUGAGUAAAAACUUGCGUUCUGUAAAUGUUUGUCUUAAAGGAACAACCAAUGGGAAAUACAUGUUUGUUUAACUUAUUUCUUGUUCAAAAUUGAAAAAACUUUAAAGUUACCACAAAUAAGUCUAUUAACUAUCCAA